This is a messenger RNA of Rhodamnia argentea, 735 nucleotides long. RefSeq names its product cysteine proteinase inhibitor B. Gene Ontology annotation, molecular function: cysteine-type endopeptidase inhibitor activity. NCBI's taxonomy places the organism in Eukaryota, Viridiplantae, Streptophyta, Magnoliopsida, Myrtales, Myrtaceae. The transcript has a single exon. The record is from RefSeq and is a predicted model, not a curated record. Bases 102 to 512 code for a protein of 136 amino acids.
UCACUCUCUUUCUUUCUAUAAAUACAAGCAAACUCAUCGUCGCUCUCAUCAACAAUCUCACCCUUCCAUCAUUAUCCAUCAACAACAGCAAACACCUUCGCAUGGCCUCCUCACUAUUGUUCCUCAUCACCCUCACCCUCACCUCCCUCUCCUUCCUCGCCGCCGGCUAUGUUGGCCCCCGAGUCGGGGGCAGGACCUCCGUCCCCGACGUGAGGUCGAACGAGGAGGUGCAGAAACUGGGGCGGUACUCGGUGGAGGAGUACAACCGCAUGCAGCGACGGGGAGGCGGCGGCGGCGGGAACGGGGAGAUCGCGUUCGGGGAGGUGGUGGGGGCGGAGAGGCAGGUGGUGGCGGGGAUCAAGUACUACCUAAAGAUCGAGGGGGUGCAGCGCGGGGCGAGGAAGGUGUUCGAGUCGGUGGUGGUGGUGAAGCCGUGGGUGCGAUCCAAGGAGCUCGUCACCUUCGGGCCAUCCAGAGGCGGGGACGGUGGCCGCGGCAAGUCCGGGUUUUGAGAUCAGUCAGUAACCAAUCCGGCUUCUUAUUGAGUUAAAUAACGAGUUUAUCUUCUUUGCUUUCUUCUUUUUUUCUCUUGGUGGGUGUUUUUGGUGUGUUUGUCUUGAGUUUUGUUAGAUCUUCGUAGGUUUUUUUCUCUGCAUGCACAGGUUAAGUUCGAGCUGUGUAACUGUCUGAAUAAAAGGCAAUAAUGAGUGAUGAAGAAGAAAUUUUAUGUUCGGA